Molecule: messenger RNA, 1358 nt
Organism: Cucurbita maxima (winter squash)
Lineage: Eukaryota; Viridiplantae; Streptophyta; Magnoliopsida; Cucurbitales; Cucurbitaceae
Product: adenylate kinase, chloroplastic-like
Exons: 7
Coding region: 212-1093 (293 amino acids)
Biological process (GO): nucleoside triphosphate biosynthetic process
Cellular component (GO): cytoplasm
Molecular function (GO): AMP kinase activity; ATP binding; nucleoside diphosphate kinase activity
Source: RefSeq, a predicted model, not a curated record
UUAAACAUCCAAAAUGGAAAGCAAAUAAUAAGCUGAGUUUUUUGGACGAAAAAAAAGGAAAAGUGGCGGUCCUUUCGCUUCGAUAACAUCAAGAUCAAGAUCGACGGCGUUUCACUGGAGUGAUUCUAGUGAAGCUGCUUCUGCUGAGUGCCGGAGGUUCCGACGGACAGCGGUGGAGCUGAGCGGAGAGUGAGUCGGAGGAAGCUGAAGCAUGGCGCUCUAUUAUUCGAGUUUCACAGCGUUUGCUUGCCCGAAUCGACUCUUGUCGUCUCGGCAACGGCAACCGAAUCAUUUUCCUUAUGUUUCGAACAAUUUAAUCUCGUUUACUCGUCACUGCCGAGACCUAAGUCUACCGUGCUUGGCUAUUUCGCUGUAUCCGAAAGCUACGAUUUCUCAUGUAUUUACUGUUACGGCGCGUGCAACGCCAGAGCCUCUUAGAAUCAAGAUAUCCGGUGCUCCUGCUUCAGGCAAAGGCACACAAUGCGAACUUAUUACUUGGAAAUAUGGUUUGGUGCAUAUCGCAGCUGGAGAUUUACUCAGGGCAGAAGUCAAUAGUGGCAGCAAAAAUGGGAAGCUAGCGAAAGAUUACAUGGAGAAAGGACUAUUAGUUCCUAAUGAAAUAGUCGCGCUGAUGGUAAAGGAGCGGCUGUCACAACCUGAUGCUCAGGAAAAUGGUUGGCUCUUAGAUGGUUAUCCUAGGAGUUCUUCUCAAGCAAAUGCUCUUAAGGAAGUUGGCUUUGAGCCUGAUCUUUUCAUUCUUCUUGAAGUCCCCGAAGAAAUUCUUGUUGAGAGAGUUGUUGGAAGAAGACUGGAUCCCGUUACUGGCAAGAUAUAUCACUUGAAGUAUUUUCCUCCCGACAAUGAAGAAGUUGCUGCCAGACUUACACAGCGCUUUGAUGAUACUGAAGAAAGGGUGAGGUUAAGAUUGCAGACUCACCACCAGAAUCUGGAGGAUGUUCUUUCAUUGUAUCAAGAUGUUACAGUUAAGGUGAAUGGAAAUGCGCCAAAGGAAGUUGUAUUUGAUCAAAUAGAUAGACUGCUAAUAGGACUUCUAGAGCAACGGAAGGCUGCUAUAGGAUCUCUAGCCACAUAGAUAACUUUGCAGCAUGGUUAGGCCCCUUUUGAGUUUUGUGAGAUUACAUACUCGCGAAAUUUUUUUUUCUGUGGAUAGGGAAGCCUUAUCUAUUAAUUACAUUUUUACUAUGACUCUGUACAAAAGCAAUAAACAUGAGAAAACAUCAUUAUGUAGUGUUACGAGGUGGCUUGAGACCAGAAAAGCUUGUACUGCAUUUAUUUUCAUCUUACCCAAUGUCGUAGUAUCAAUAAAAUGAUUGAAAUGGGAUUUCAAGGAAGAGUGA